UGAACAGUGCCUGUACCUCAUGUACUCCAAAUGCAAUAGUCACAAUGCGCUUGGGACUUGACCGCUAAAGCCUGCGCGAAAAGCCUACGCCAGUGCAAACACGGCGUCAGUUUGAACUCUUCCCCAGUUUAAAGAUUUUGCUUUGAAGCGUGUUCUUUGGAGCGCAUGUGCCUAGGUGCUGGACACUGGCGAGGAAGGGGUUGCAAAAUGCAGGCUCUCAAGUUUAUAGUCCUCGUUGCGGCGAUGCUGCCUAUUAUUAGUGCCUUAGCAUCGGACGCUGGAGCCAGCACAGACGCCUCGCAGGAACCCCAUCAGCCGGAGCCGGCGCCAUUGUCGGCCCUGCCGAAUCUCCUGCCUCGCGGCCACCCAUGGGACGUGCCCUUCUUCCUGGCGAUCAGCGGACUGCAGUACUGCCGCCUCGCGUGGGCAUUGGGCAUGGCCGCUUUGGCAGCCACCGUGUGCUACGCGGGUCUGAUCAUGAUUGCGGCGUUCAUGGAAGGUCGCUCGGUGGCCACGGCUUUGACAACAGCACCUUUCUGGCUGCUGUUCCAGCAGCUGGUUCGUCCCUACGAUCUGCGUCAGCGCCAGCGGGCUCAGCUGCACCGCGACCUGUGUGCGCUUGCGACGGAGGCUGGGGACUACGACCUAGCGGGUCAGCCCUCGCUGUCUGCCUGCAGCCUGAGGGACAGGUGGAGGUACCGGGCGGCACUGCUGCAAGGCUUGCGCGUGGCUGGCCUCUGCAGGAACUCUUGGGACGCGUUCACACACACCUGCUCGCUCAUGGCGUGGAACGAGCUGGCAGUGCCCGGCCUUCUGGCGGGCUGGGUGCUGCUGUCGCUGACGCCUGAGAUGCUGUCGGGUCGUGUGGGGUGGCCGUUUGUGGAUGUGGCGUGGUGGUGGUGGAUGCAGGCGGCCUUCGCCUGGCGCCUGAAGUGGAGCAUCUUCAAGCAGCUUGUCGGGACAACCUGCGCCUGCUUCAGCAUCUUCCCGGUGCUUGCGUCUUGGCUCAGCGCGCUCUACGAUAUUCGGGCAACCGCACGCGCACGCAAGGCAAAGGUUGCCGCGCGGGGCGGUGAUGAGUGGAUGCCGCCCAGGCCGUCCCACCUCUCCAUGUACGAACACGACAGUGACAGCGUCGCCAGGGAUAAGGACCGGAGAUACAUGGCGCUGUACCUCACGCUGAUGCAGCCGCCCAAGCUGUGGGAGCGCGUGGGCCUGCCGGCGCCCACCUGGCAGCAGGUGGUGUGCCUGAUCGCGGUCGUUAGCGGCGGCCUUGCUUACGGCGGCCUGACUGACGUGCUGGCGGAGCCCGGCACGCGCCUCUACACCGGCCUCGCCUGGCCUCGCCUGGCGCUGCGCUACUGGCGGCAGCAGCUGAGGGCCGGCGACCCGGGCACCUUGGGCCUGACCCUCAUCGCGGCGGCGGCGGUGAUCUGCGUGGCAGCGAUGCUCACCAGCAGCGCGCGGAAGUGCUGGUACAACACCUACAUGGACACGCUCGCGCGGGAGAUGGUCAUGUCGGGCGCAAUGCGCCCCACGCGCUCCUGCGAGGCCGUCGCGUCCUCGGUCGCGACGGCUGUGCACGGCGACUGCCCCUCCACGUUUGUGCGCCUGCUUGACUGGGGCUUCCAGCUCUUCCGCUUCUACCUUGGCAUGUGUGGGGGCGCGCUGCUGGUGGGCUGGCUGCUGUUUGGCGGCAGCGUGCCCGCCUACGGCCUGCCCAGCUUCCGCGGAUACACCGGCUACUCCGGGCAGUGGAUUGUGCGGCCGCCGCCGCCCAUCUGCCUGGCUUUGCUCAACGUGAGCGGUAGCAACAACAGCAGUGUCGGCGGUGCCUACACACCGGCAGAGGCGGUGUUGGACGGCGUGACCUACGCGCUUACGCCGCAGCUGGUGGCGGCGGUGAAGGAGGUGGCGGACCUGGGCGGCGGCUUUGGCGGCUGGUGGCAGCGGCUGCAGCUGGCGUCUCGCAUCAACCUCCUCGCGGUGCGGACGUUCCGGUCGCGUGGCCUGGAUGGGGUGCAGGCUGCACUGGAAGCGCUCCGGGCUGCGCGCGAGUUGUCGCCUUUCAUUAUAUCGGGGCAGGCCACGAACGAGUACGAAGAGGUGUAUGCUCAAGCGGUUAGUGUGCUGCAAGGAUACCCCCUGCACCAUGGUUUGACGGAAGAGGACUAUGCCCGCCACACGGACGUGAAGUGGUACAUAGGCAGCUCGAUAUGGUCGCUGGGCCUGGCAUGCGAGAAGCUGUAUGUGAGACCGCUGCACUUUCCUCGCAGCAGCUCGGUGAUUGCUGCGGGUGCUAGCUCGGGUGGCGGAAUGCGCAGUGAGGUCCGCGGCGGUAAUCGUGCGAUGGGAGGGGCGUUGACUGGGCUGACGGAAGCGGACCUACUGAUUGAUGCUGGGCCUACCCAUGCUGCGCCUUCGGCUCCGCCGCCGCCUAUGUGCGACGCCCGGUCUGUACUGGACCGUGCUUUGACGGGCGCGUGGCACUGCACUGCGGCUCUGGGCCAAUCCACAUCGCGCAGCCCGGCUACCAGCGCGGCCAGCAGGGCCUCCCAGCGGCGCGCGACGGCUGACAACACCAAGCCAACUGCGCAGGCGGGCAGCGCCUCGAGCCCUAAGAAGAAGCGCAAGGCCCCGGCCGCUGCCUCUGCAGCUGCUGGCGGCGGCGCCGGCGGCUGGCUGGCCUUCCUGGUGGCGCUGGCGGUGGUAUACCUGUGGGUAUUCGUGUGGCCGCCGUGGACACGCUCGCCGGAGCUGUUCGUCAACCACGUGGCCGGCCUCUUCACCCGCGGUGGCCGUGAGGCCCGGACGUCCACACGCAAGCCGUGCAGGUCCGCCGCCGCUGCGGGCAGUAGCGGCGGCGGCAGUGGCCGCAAGGAAGAAGCCGUACCUGUUGCGCCGUCAUCCAAGGGCCUGAGGCAGCAGCCGCAGAAGCAAAAGCAGGCGAAGCAACCGCAGAUGGCAGCCAAUGGCGCCGCUGCAGAGCGUGCGGCGCCGUCCAGGGAACCCACGCGCAAUGCACCCCCAUCAUUGCCUCCCUCUGAGCUUGCGGAGUUAGAGCGUGCUGCCUCUUCCUCUUCGGCGCAGUCCGGUGCUGCCAGCGCGGCGCCUACAUCCGUGCCCCGGUCUACCUCACAGGGCAGCAGCAAGCAGGGCAGCAAGACCAAACCCAAGGUGCCUGCGCAGGCAAAGCCAGCUCCCGCAAAGCAAGCUGCUGCGCCCGGCCCUGCGGCCGCAGCCGCGGCCACUAAUGCAGACGCGCCUCUGGCUGCAGCAGUGCCUAAGGCUGCGGCCGGCAAGCCGCCAGGCACUGCGCCAUCCCUCGCGGACCACCUACCCUUCACCGCUAUCCUGGCUGCGAACGCACCAGAGCGGCCGGAAGCGGAAUCCGACCAUCUCGCUCGCGUCGUAGACGAGGCGAUAGCGGCUCAACAUGCCACCGCGCCGCCACCGACGGCAGCAUCGCCGCAGCCCAAGCGCGGGGAACGCUCCAGUGCAGCGGCAGCGGCAGUGGGCGACAAUCCUCGCAGCUAUGCCCACGCCACGGCUUCGGACGGCAAGCGCUCGGCAGCGCCACAGCCCGCGGCAGCGGCACAUGCUGCCGCCGCUGUGCCGUCGCCGCCGCCGCCUGCAUCUCGGCCCACUGUGACCACCAGCGCUCUCUUCAGCUGGAACCGUCCCGUCAUUAUCACUACGGCGCCGCCGCCACCCCUGACCGCCGCCCAGCUCCGCGCCCAAGCUCAGCAGGCACCGUCACACACGGUGCGGCCUGCUGCGGCUACUGGUGCCGCUGCGCCCGCCUCAGUCCGUGCCACAGACGCGGCGGCUCCAGCGCCGGCAUUCGCUGCGCAGCUGGUGGGCGCUACAGCGGCCAAGCAGGUAGCCGUGCCCAUUCCGGUCCCCAUCCCCGUUCCGGAGCCUAUGCCCGGUGGCCUUCCCCCUUCGCAAGCUGCCUCAGCUCCACCGGCAUCGGGCGCUUCCGGCCCUGCUGCAGCGGCUGGCGCAGGCACUGCUGCUUCAGCCGCCGUGCCGCUGCCACGUGCGCCGCCCUCCGCCUUCAUGGGCUUCAACCCCGCCUUGGCUCACGUGCUAGGCCGCGCCUACAGCUCUGCUGCCGCGCCCGCGCCCACUGCGCCCUCUGCAGCUGCCGAUGCUGCGGCGUGCAGCGCUGCUGCGGCGCGUGCCCCCGGCUCCUUCCACCUGUACGACACCACUGGCCUUGACGCCGCCAAGUGCAUCCGGUGCCGCGGCGGCAUGCGCGAGAUUGUGUACCUGCACAACAACAACACCGUGGCGCACCGCGCCUUCUGCCGCGCCUGCAGCGCCGCCGACGGCCGGGCUGUGGGCGAGCCGUGCCCGCUGUGCAACCAGCCCGUGGAGCGCGUGCUCAGCAUGUACUAAGAUGGGGCUGGGGUUUACGGAUAGGGGUACGUGUCUUUGAUUGCGGCUCUGUAGAGGCUGGUCGCUGUUGCUGGUGUUGGCGUUUGAACGCAAUCUUGCGUUGUUGAAAGGUAGAAUCGGCAAGAACGGGUUGUUGCAGGAAAAGGACUUCGCAGGUCAUAUGACUGAUUGGUGCCACACAUGUCGUUGAGGGUCAGUGUCGAGCUGCUGGAAACUAGGGAGCGUAGCUGAGUAGGGCAGGACGUCGUACCGGAACGAACGCAGUGCCGCCACAAGGACGAAAAUUGAAAGAAGAAUCACAC
Molecule: messenger RNA, 4706 nt
Organism: Chlamydomonas reinhardtii
Lineage: Eukaryota; Viridiplantae; Chlorophyta; Chlorophyceae; Chlamydomonadales; Chlamydomonadaceae
Exons: 8
Coding region: 244-4404 (1386 amino acids)
Source: RefSeq, a predicted model, not a curated record